Paramecium octaurelia is the source of this 1466-nucleotide messenger RNA. Lineage: Eukaryota; Ciliophora; Oligohymenophorea; Peniculida; Parameciidae. The record is from the annotation of a GenBank genome assembly.
AUGAAAUCUCUUUUUGCAAUAAUUAAGACGAGAGACGAGGAUCGCAAAAUACUGUAUGCAAGUGAAGAGUAAUUCAAUUUGGAUUAAGUGUUUAAUAUAAGAGAUGGAGAGAAUUCCGACAUUGUUACAUAUCGAGAUAAAAUUACAUAAUUCUUUUAGCAAUUUCAAUAUUGUAACUCCAUAUUCAAUUUAGAAUAGUUGGACUCAUUCAAAAAAGCAAUUUUCUUGGUUAUUCAACCAACUUCAUCAUCGAUUUCUUUUCACAGGAACGAAAAGCUUAAUGUCAUGAAUUAAUGAUCGAAGAUUUGAUAUUUUAUAUCCAGGCCAUCAAGGAGCCUGUGUCAAUCACUCUAGUAUUGGUGAUCUAGAAGGAGAGUUAGUACAACUCUUAAUACGCCUCCUAUUGUUUAACCUUUAUAAAGAAGUGCUUAUAAAAAAUAGAGAAGGAGUCAAAGGCAUUAACUAGAAUGUCGAAUCUUAUCAUUCAAAAUGUAAUAAGGGUUAUAACAUUAGAUAAGUCAAUUUGAGAAGGAAAUUAAUUCACAGAUUCCAGAAUAUGAGAAACAGAAAUGCAAAUCUAUUUAGGUGAGGGAUAAUGUGACUAAUAUUGCUCGAAAAUACUUGGAUUCAUGCGAGUUAAGAAGAAAUUUGAAUCAGUUUUGCCAGGCUUUUGUAAAUAGAAAAAUGAUUAAUUUCUUUCAAGUACAAAUCAACACAAUAUUUAGAUACAAAUGACACCCCCUCAAUAAGAUUUAAUGUUGAAUCCCAUAGCCAUAGUUAUAAAACCCUAUCAAACCUUGUUGGUUGCUAAUUUUAUUGGAAAGGAUGAUAACACUUACAUUUCAUAAAGGUUCUUGACCUUCAUUCAGAAGAUGUAACCCACCAAAUCAUUUCAAGAAAUGUCCAAUUUGUACUAUUUUUCAAUGACUGAGAUUCAGGUCUACGUCAAUCAUAUUAUGAUGAACAAUCAAAAUCAAAUGAGUUUGCUUCUCAAUAAAUUAACAGAUGAUUCCUAUUUUACAAUUGCAUGCACUUAAACUCAUAAAAAAUUGGCUGAGAAAAUUCCAUUAAAACAAUAUGUUUCAUACAUCAAAUGCCCAAUGAGUUCUCAAUAAUUAAGAUAAGACAGAAUAGAGAAAAUAGAGAGUCAGUUCUGUAAUAUAAUUGGUUUUAGAUUGAUUCGUGAAUGUCAGGUUUAUUUAUAUCAAAAGGACCCCACUUUGACUUAGAAGAAAGUGGAGGAUGAAAUUAAUAAAAUUGCUGCUGAAUUGACAAAGAGCAAAGAUAAAUAAGGAGAAAAAGAAAAGAAAUUCACUUAACUGAUUCGAUUUUAUUAAUCACUUCUUAAAUUUUUGGGAAAACCAUACACGGUGUAAGAAAUAGCGUAUUAAAAGAACAUGGAUAUCAGUAGACUUUGGGCACAUAUCCAUUGGCUUAAAUCUUUAGUGGGAUUUUAUUGCUUAUGA